Messenger RNA from Aspergillus uvarum CBS 121591, 1085 nucleotides. Its product is annotated as putative oligosaccharyl transferase subunit Dad1. The record is from RefSeq and is a predicted model, not a curated record. Gene Ontology annotation, cellular component: oligosaccharyltransferase complex; membrane. The coding region runs from base 103 to 660 and encodes 185 amino acids. Gene Ontology annotation, biological process: protein N-linked glycosylation. The transcript has 3 exons. NCBI's taxonomy places the organism in Eukaryota, Fungi, Ascomycota, Eurotiomycetes, Eurotiales, Aspergillaceae.
CCCAGACGCUCUCUCAGUCUGUCUCUUUCGCACGAUCUUUCACGCCAAUUAAUUCCAUUCCAACCCGAGACGAGAUCCAGGCAAUUCCCCCCUCCAGAAACCAUGCCUGCCAAACGCACAGCCGCCGCCACCGGCCCCGUCCCCGCGCCCUCGCCUCCAACUAUACCCUCAUCCUCAACCACCACCACCGCUGCUGCCUCGCCCUCCUCCUCCCUUUCCUCCGGCCCCAAGACCCUGACCACCAACUCCUCCGUCCUCGACAUCGCCCACACCGUGUGGCAGCAAUACCUCGCCACCACCCCGCAGCGCACGCUGCUGCUCGACGCCUUCAUGGGCUUUCUGGUCCUGGUCGGCGGCGUGCAAUUCCUCUACUGUGUUCUGGCCGGCAACUACCCUUUCAACGCCUUCCUGAGCGGUUUCUCGGCUGCGGUGGGCCAGUUCGUGCUUACCGCUAGUUUGCGCAUGCAGACCUUCUCUUCGACUUCGGCUGCGACGGUGGUGUCGGGUGGGAAAGGGGCGAAAGGGAAAGCUGCUGCUGCUGCUGCUGCUGCGCUGGGGAAUGAGACUGGGGGAAAUGGGAUUUCGCAUGAGAGGGCGUUCGCGGAUUACAUCUUCGGGAGUUUGAUCUUGCAUUUCUUCUGUAUCAAUUUCAUCAACUGAGCGGAUUCCGGUUUGGGGGGGUGGUUGAAGUUAGUGCGAUCGAGGAGUGGGAGAUUUGGGUUUGGGUGGGAUUUCGGAGAGUGGGUUUAGGACUACAGUAUCCAGAGGUUAAGAUCACUGCGGCUGGACUGGGCGCUUAGUGAAGGUUGCGGUUCGAAGAAGAUCCCUGGUGGACUUGGUGCUGUAACUCUGAUCUGUCUGAUCUGGUCUGGUCCGGCCCUUUCUGGUUGUAAAGUUAGUCGAAGGAAGCAAAAAAGAGUCGAUGGUGUCGACUAUCUAUUUUAGUUUCAUCCUCGAGAGGCACCUGAUUCCAAGCCAUGUUAGUACUCGAGAUUCCGUGGGAUCUACUUCCGUGAUUCAUUUAUUGCCGGGGCAACUUCAUGCAAGAGCCCGGCAACAUGCACACGGUUUCCGUUGAACUCUAG